ACUUCAAAUUAUCUAAAUUCCCUAUGAUCCUUCCUCACCUUAGAUUUACCAUCAUCUACCCUAACUACAUAUUUCAUCUAUGUUCCAACAAUCUUUGAGCUUGAAGGUCCUCCCUAGAAAUUUCUUGAGCUUGAGUGUGCAGAAUUUCCUCUUUUUUUUUUUUUCUUUGUUUUUUCAUUAGGAAUAUCAUCCUCAAAUACCAUCUAACCCUUCUUAGAGGACGAGGCAGCACAUAAGAUAAAUCCUCAUGACAACCAUAAGAAGAGUUGGAAGAAUAACUGUGUUGAUCCCGAAUUUGAUCCAAGAGUAAGCCCGUCACAAUCAAAAUCACUACUGUCUACACUAUCAUCAUCCGAAACAUCUGCCCAUCUCUUGUCUAUCCUUGCAAGUAUUAGCCCUCUCGCUCACCAAUUGGUUCCUCCGCUAUAUCAGACCUACCUUUUGAAUUUCUCGAGUCCCUUUUUUUUUUUUUUGGUUUUUUCAGCAGAUGAAUCUCAAAUUUCUUCAAGACGUUUCCUCAUUCCAAAACCCUUCUGCACUACCUCACGGUGAACGUAAACAUUUUGACCCAUCUGACUAUCUGAAUUUGCUCCCUUACCGUCUGAAAUUCCUUCCAAAUCCACAAUAAAAUCCUGACUUUCAUUCUCAUAAGAAUUAAUAUUCCUAGAUGCAUCUCCCUCAAUUUCAUCCCUGAAACCCUUCAAAGUUUGCAUCAUUGAAGAUUAAGGGUAGUUUGUUGGCGGCGUCGUCGUUUCGGUGGCAAAAAUCAGAACGGAGGUGAACUGAGAAGGAUUAUUGAGCAAAAGGGAAUGGGAUUUCCUCGAAGUCUUGAAGUUUGGAAAAUGGGUACAGUCAACUAUAUGGAUGCACUUAAGCUGCAGGACAGGCUGGUCUCUCAUAGAAAAUCUAGUAAGAUUUCAGAUACUCUCUUGUCCCUACAGCAUCCACCUACAUAUACUCUUGGCAAACGGCGAACUGAUCAUAAUUUACUAGUCCCCCGGUCUGAACUUGAAACUAUUGGAGCUGAACUUCAUUACACUCAAAGGGGAGGUGACAUUACAUUUCAUGGUCCUCAUCAAGCCAUCUUAUAUCCCAUCAUUUCUCUUCGGGAUAUUGGAAUUGGUGCUCGAAUGUAUGUUGAGAAACUUGAGUCAACUAUGAUUGAGUUGGCAUCUCUAUAUGGUGUUAAAGCACGGGCUGGACGAACAGGGGAAACUGGAGUUUGGGUUGGAGAGAAAAAGAUUGGUGCAAUUGGAGUUCGGAUUUCGUCUGGGAUUACCUCUCAUGGGUUGGCAUUUAACAUUGACCCUGAUUUGAACUAUUUCAAGCAUAUUGUGCCUUGUGGUCUAUCAGAUAAAGAAGUUACAUCGUUGAGAAGGGAGACAAAUUUGGUGCUCCCUGCUGAAGAAGUCAUUCAUGAUCAGUUGAUUUCUUCUUUUGCUAGGUCAUUUGGUUUUCCCAGUCUAAUUUGGAAAGAUGAUGCAUCCGUAUUGUUGCGUAAUGUAAAAAUAAAAUGAUUGUCAUCGUAUGCCAACAAAUUAAUUAUUCUUUGCACAAAUUGUAAUUAUACAUUUUUUUAAAUCAAACUUAUUUCUUCAAGUUGCUAA
Messenger RNA from Malania oleifera, 1607 nucleotides. Its product is annotated as octanoyltransferase LIP2, mitochondrial-like. Bases 810 to 1517 code for a protein of 235 amino acids. Lineage: Eukaryota; Viridiplantae; Streptophyta; Magnoliopsida; Santalales; Ximeniaceae. Gene Ontology annotation, cellular component: mitochondrion. Gene Ontology annotation, molecular function: lipoyl(octanoyl) transferase activity. The record is from RefSeq and is a predicted model, not a curated record. The transcript has 2 exons. Gene Ontology annotation, biological process: protein lipoylation.